AGAAGAAGAAGAAGAAGAAGAAGAAGAAGAAGAAGAAGAAGAAGAAGAGAGUCGGAGCCGUUUGAGAGCCGUUUGUCAUGGUUCAGGAGUUCCACGUCGUCAGGUGCUUCUCCUGUCAGACAUUCCAGGUUCAACAGGUAACCAAAAACCCGGAAGUAAACGCAACAACAGGCGAAAGGCAAACAGCCAGGCUAACCGCCUUGAGCUGCGGAACUCUACUGCACUUGGUAAUCGACUCACUGGGCUACCCCACAUCAAGCACACUGCUGCAGGAGAAUGGUGAAGAAGGUGAACAGGUGGAGCUGUAAAUUGUGUGGCGAGAAACAGUCAUUGCUUCAGGAGUUUGGGCGGGGCUCCGGGGCUGACUGCAGACGCCACGUACAGAAACUCAACGCCAUGAGAGGAACCAUGAUGGAGGAGCAGGAGCACCACACCUGGACACAGGUGGAGGCAGACAGUGAGGAUGAACCCAAGGAACAGGUGACACACACUGAGGUGAGCAGCUGGAGCAAAUACCUGGACACACCUGAGGGGAUGGAGCUGAAGGAGGACGAGGAGGAGAAUGUUUUGAUGGACAGACAGCAGCUCCAUGGCAACAACAUGACGGACAGGUGUGACUGUAGAAAGUGUUUAUCCACCUACCUGUCAUUCAGGAAGAGGAAGAGAAGAGACCUGUGGACAGACAUACAACAACAGGACAGACGGACACCUCAACAGUUAAACUGUUUAAGUCUGAUGAGCCCCAUAAGACCCUCGGAUACAACCAGUCCUCCCAGUCUGAACCGGACCAGUCAACCCAGUCUGAACCAGACCAGUCAUCCCAGUCUGAAACUUACCAGUCCUCCGAGUCUGAACUGGAUCAGUCCUCCGAGUCUGAACCGGAUCAGUCCUCCUAGUCUGAGACAUACAAUUCCUCCCAGUCUGAACCGGACCAGUCAUCCCAGUCUGAAACUUACCAGUCCUCCAAGUCUGAACCGGAUCAGUCCUCCUAGUCUGAGACAUACAAUUCCUCCCAGUCUGAACCGGACCAGUCAUCCCAGUCUGAAACUUACCAGUCCUCCGAGUCUGAACCGGAUCAGUCCUCCUAGUCAGAGACAUACAAUUCCUCCCAGUCUGAACCGGACCAGUCCUCCCAGUCUGAACCAGAACAGUUUCAUAAAGACAACUAAUACUCCAAGUAUGAGUACUGGUUUGGUAAGCAGAUGGGCGCCAUUCCUCAAUCAUGAUCGUCAGAUGAAUGAGGUGGGGGAGGGGCCUCCCAUAAAUGGGUGUAGUCAGUCAGUGGAUGGAGCUGCCUCUCUGUCUAGGCCCCUGCUUCAUGUUUCCUCCAUUUUUCAGAGUGGAGACGAGUUCAUCUUUGACGAUGACUUCCUGGCAGGGGAGAGGAAGUAAACUGACUAAUCAGUUAUCAGUCAGUCGAUCAAUUCAGCACAGAAUGAUCUAUAUCCAUUCACUGUGCGUGCAUCAGAGGGAAGGAAACAAAGCAACCCAACUGUAAACAUGAACAUAUUGAUGAAUGUACACAACAGUAAACAUAUAAAACCCACUGUUGUAUUAUAGUUUUAUUGUCUUCUUUGUGUAUAUUUACAUUUAAAUAAAACAAAGUUCGACAGGUUCA
Molecule: messenger RNA, 1618 nt
Organism: Acanthopagrus latus (yellowfin seabream)
Lineage: Eukaryota; Metazoa; Chordata; Actinopteri; Spariformes; Sparidae
Product: MRN complex interacting protein
Exons: 8
Coding region: 277-1392 (371 amino acids)
Biological process (GO): mitotic G2 DNA damage checkpoint signaling
Cellular component (GO): nucleus
Molecular function (GO): chromatin binding
Source: RefSeq, a predicted model, not a curated record